UUCCCUUCUUCUAUUUCUAAGCCUCUGCAUCCUUCAUCUUCUAUGUUCUUCUUCUUCUUCUCUCUCUCCAAUAAACACAAUCACUUUCUCUCUCUAAAAAACCUCAUAUCUCUCUUUGAUUACAGUCUAGGAAGCAAAAGCAGCGAAAGUCAUGGCAGAGGAGACUCAGACUCCAGCAGCAGCGCCAGCCCCAGCGACAGCGACUACUGAAGUAGUGCCACCGACGGAGGAGGUGGUGGUGGUGGAGAAAGAACAGCCUCCUGUUCCGGGGGCGGAACCUGAGGCACCGGAGAAUCCUGCUAUUGAAGAAGCUGUGGCAGAGGCAGAGAAGGAAAACGUGGCUGAAGGAGAUCAGAGCAUCACGCAAUCGAUCUCUUUCAAGGAAGAGAGUAACGUUGCUGGUGAACUUCCUGAUCCGGAAAAGAAGGCUCUGGAAGAGCUUAAACAACUCAUUCAAGGUGCUUUGAAUAAGCACGAGUUCACUGCUCCACCGGCGCCGCCUCCUGCUAAGGAGGAGGAGAAACCAGCCGAGCCGGAGAAGGUUGAGGAGAAGCCGGCAGAGCCUUCAGUGAAGGCCGAGGAGAAAAAGACAGAGGAGAAGGCUGUUCCUCCAACAGAGCCUUCAGAGAAAGCUGAGGAGAAAAAGACAGAGGAAAAGGUUGAAGUGAAAGAAGAGGAUACGGCUGUGCCUCCAGCAGAACCAGCGGCAGUUGCGGCUGAGCCAUCAGAGAAGGCUGAGGAAAAGACAGAGUUGAAGGUUGAAGUGAAAGAAGAGGAGAAGGCUGUGCCUCCAGAGGCGGUUGCCGUCGAGAAAGUGACUGCUGUGGACGAGGAUGGAACCAAGACAGUGGAGGCAAUUGAGGAGACAGUUGUCUCAGUUGCGACUUCCUCUGCCGCUGCCGCGGAGCCAGAGACUUCAGCCCCCGCCAAAGAAUCAGAGCCAGCGGCUCCGGCAGAGGACCCAAAAGAACCUGAAGUUCCUCUGACACCAGAAGAAAUUUUCAUAUGGGGAAUUCCACUCCUUCAGGAUGAGAGGAGCGAUGUGAUCCUCUUGAAAUUCCUGAGAGCCAGGGAUUUCAGGGUGAAAGAUGCAUUCACCAUGAUCAAGAACACAGUUCGCUGGAGAAAGGAGUUUGGAAUCGAGGCUCUUCUCGAUGAAGACCUUGGAAAUGAGUUGGAGAAGGUAGUGUUCAUGCAGGGAUUCGAUAAGGAAAACCAUCCUGUCUGCUACAACGUCUAUGGUGCUUUUGAGGACAAGGAAUUGUACCAGAAUUCCUUCUCCGAUGAAGAGAAGCGCGUUAAGUUUCUCAGAUGGAGGAUUCAGUUCUUGGAGCAGAGUAUCAGGAAACUUGAUUUCAGUCCCAGUGGAAUCAACACUAUUGUUCAAGUCAAUGAUCUCAAAAACUUUCCUGGAAUUUUCAAGAGAGAUCUCAGGAACGCCACUAACCAGGCCUUGAGUUUGCUACAAGACAACUAUCCUGAGUUCGUAGCCAAACAGUUCUUAACUGGGUUUUGGUUUGCGAAGGUUUUCAUCAAUGUUCCAUGGUGGUACCUUGCCUUCAAUAGGAUGAUCAGCCCUUUCUUGACACAGAGGACCAAGAGCAAGUUUGUGUUUGCAGGACCAUCCAAAUCUACUGAAACCCUUUUCAAGUACAUAGCUCCUGAACAAGUACCGGUUCAAUAUGGAGGACUUAGCAGGGAUGGUGAGCAGGAAUUCUCUACAUCUGACCCUGUAACAGAGGUCACAAUCAAGCCAACAUCCAAACACGCAGUCGAAUUGGCAUUUACAGAGGCAAGCCAUCUUGCUUGGGAACUCCGAGUGGUCGGUUGGGAUGUGAGCUACGGAGCUGAAUUCGUGCCGAGUGCAGAGGAUGGCUACACAGUCAUUGUAUCAAAGACUAGGAAGGUCACCCCUAGCGAUGAACCGGUCAUCUCUGACAGCUUCAAGACUGGUGACCCUGGCAAGGUUGUGAUCACCAUUGAUAACCAAACCUCCAAGAAGAAGAAGCUCCUUUACAGGUCCAAGACCAAAACUCCAUCUGACUGAGGGCUUCAAUAAUCAAUGCACUCUCAGUUCUGAGUUCUUACUUUCCAAUCACCAUUGAAGUGCAAAAUAAGGGGGAUUCUUUUGAUUAUGAAAACAGGGUUUCUUGACCUAUUAUUUUGUCCAAAUUUAUUUUUUGAUUUCACAGUCUGGGGGAUUUUGUUUAUUAGAUUUGGGGGUUUACUUUUGUUUGUUUAUGCAAUGAACACAGUUAUUGGUAAAAUAGUCUUGUGGGAAGAAGCAUGGAUGGAAAUGUAAGCAUGAAACCUUGUUUCUUUGGCCUAUAAAACAGUGUAAAGUUGGUGUGUUUUUUUUU
Messenger RNA from Tripterygium wilfordii, 2360 nucleotides. RefSeq names its product patellin-3-like. The record is from RefSeq and is a predicted model, not a curated record. NCBI's taxonomy places the organism in Eukaryota, Viridiplantae, Streptophyta, Magnoliopsida, Celastrales, Celastraceae. The transcript has 4 exons. Gene Ontology annotation, molecular function: lipid binding. The coding region runs from base 152 to 2047 and encodes 631 amino acids.